This is a messenger RNA of Phaethon lepturus (White-tailed tropicbird), 843 nucleotides long. It is a transcript of the gene DNAJB5, whose product is annotated as DnaJ (Hsp40) homolog, subfamily B, member 5. The annotation marks the transcript as partial. Gene Ontology annotation, cellular component: cytosol. NCBI's taxonomy places the organism in Eukaryota, Metazoa, Chordata, Aves, Phaethontiformes, Phaethontidae. Gene Ontology annotation, molecular function: protein-folding chaperone binding. The transcript has 2 exons. The record is from RefSeq and is a predicted model, not a curated record. Gene Ontology annotation, biological process: negative regulation of transcription by RNA polymerase II.
AAUAAGUACUCUGCUCCCGGCAGCGUCGCCGUCAUGGGGAAGGACUAUUACAAGAUUUUGGGCAUCCAAGCCAGUGCCAACGAGGAUGAAAUCAAGAAAGCCUAUCGGAAAAUGGCCCUGAAAUAUCACCCUGAUAAGAAUAAAGACCCCAACGCCGAGGAGAAGUUCAAGGAGAUCGCGGAGGCUUACGACGUCCUGAGUGACCCCAAGAAACGAGCUGUUUAUGACCAGUAUGGGGAGGAAGGUCUCAAAACUGGAGGUGGCUCUUCAGGUGGCUCAGGGCACACUUUCCACUACACCUUCCACGGAGACCCCCACGCUACCUUUGCAUCCUUCUUUGGAGGCUCCAACCCUUUUGACAUCUUCUUCGCUAGCAGCCGCUACCGAAUGUUCAAUGGAUUUGACCAGGAGGACCUGGAUAUUGAUGAUGAUGAAGACCCUUUCAGUGCCUUUGGCCGGUUUGGCUUCAACGGCUUUAACGGGGUUCAUCGGCGGCACCAAGAGUCCCUGCACACACGGAGGAAGAUCCAAGACCCACCCAUCAUCCAUGAGCUCAAGGUGUCCCUUGAAGAGAUCUACCACGGCUCCACCAAGAGGAUGAGGAUCACCCGCAGAAGGCUCAGUGCUGAUGGCCGGACCAUGCGGACUGAGGACAAGAUCCUAAACAUUGUCAUCAAACGGGGUUGGAAGGAGGGAACCAAAAUCACAUUCCCCAAAGAAGGGGAUGCCACCCCAGACAACAUCCCGGCCGACAUAGUCUUCAUCCUCAAGGACAAGCCUCACUCGCACUUCAAGAGGGAUGGGACGAAUGUGGUCUACAUGGCAAACAUCAGUCUUAAAGAG